AGGCCUCGAGGCUGACCAGAAAGUCAUUGCGGCUCACGGCUGUUAUGCUAUGACUGCAACUACUGCUUUGACCGCGCAGAACACACAGGGCGUCACUGGUAUACACGAAACACCAUCAGAAUUUGUGAAGAAAUGUAUCGACGCCUGUGCUGAGGAUGUUGGUAUUGAUGUAGUCAAGACUGGUAUGCUGGCCUCUGCUGGCACCAUACAGGUCGUUGCAGACGCAUUGAGAAAGUACAAGCCCGCAUGCAGUAUUGUUGAUCCGGUCAUGGUAGCGACUAGUGGAGCAAGACUUCUGAAAGAGGAAGCUAUCAAGACACUCUGCACAGAGCUCUUACCUGUCACUGGUCUGAUCACGCCAAAUAUUCCAGAAGCACUUCUCCUACUGGAAGAAUCUGGCAAUAAAGUCAGCGACAUCAAGGAUCUCGAUGGCAUGAAGCGCCUGGCUAAAGCGGUUGCUGACCUCGGUCCUAAAAGUGUGCUGAUCAAAGGCGGACACAUCCCGCUGAAGAAGAACUAUGAAGUUGCUUCCAAUGAUGACGAGAAGGAAGUCCUGGUCAACGUACUCUACACGGAUGGGGACUUUUGUGUUUUCGAGUCCAAGUAUCAGGUUGCAAGAAAUACUCACGGCACUGGAUGUUCGCUUGCGUCUGCAAUCGCUUGCAACAUCGCCAACGGACUGAGUAUGGAGCGAGCAGUACGUGCAGCUGGUCGCUACGUCGGAGCUGGCAUUAAGACGAGUGUCGAUCUUGGUAAAGGCUCUGGUCCGAUCAACCACUUUCAUUCUAUCAAUAUCAUGCCCUUCCCACCUGGUGGUUUCGUGGACUGGUUGCUAGAACGAGAAGAUGUUCAAAAAGUCUGGAAGGAGUUCACCCAGCACGAAUUCGUCGAGAAGAUGGGCGAUGGUACUCUGCCUGUGGAGAGCUUCAAGUUCUACAUGGUUCAAGACUACCUAUANCUUGCUAAUGCACUUGCUGGUUACAAGGCCAAGACUCUGGAGGGCGUUGCAGCAUCUGCUGGCAUUGUCACGCACAUCCAUACCGAAACCAAGCUGCACGUGUCUGAGUGUCUAGAGCUGGGCGUUACAAUGGACGAGUUACGAAACUCUGAAGAGCACCAAGCCUGCACAGCAUACAGCCGCUAUAUUCUCGAUAUUGGUGCAUCAGAAGACUGGCUCGCCCUCCAAAUAGCCAUGUUCCCUUGCCUCCUCGGCUAUCAUCAUAUCGCAAAGCGUCUUUCCUCGCUCCAAGACCCUUCUGCACCCAAGAAUGCAAACCGCUACCGCCAGUGGAUUGAUAACUACAUCGCUGAUGAUUACACUCAAGCCGUUGGCAAAGGCAUGGAACUGAUGGAGUGUGGGUUCUGGGCGAUGGGAAUGGGUGUCUAA
Aureobasidium uvarum is the source of this 1387-nucleotide messenger RNA. NCBI's taxonomy places the organism in Eukaryota, Fungi, Ascomycota, Dothideomycetes, Dothideales, Saccotheciaceae. The record is from the annotation of a GenBank genome assembly.